CUCAGGCUUACCCAGGUGCGAAACGUAGGCAAUUUGCUGAACACGCACGCAAACUUCGUCACAUCGCUUGCAAUGCACCCAUACGUCACAUCAUCCACGCUAGUUCAGUCUACCUACUUUACCCUGCGUUGAGCGCAUCUGCGGCAACUCGCCCUCCGUCGUGCUAUCAGUCCUGAGCUCCCACCGCUACAAUGCCUCCCACUGCAGGCACACGAACCUCCACACGGCAGGGGCGCGCCACCGUCCGCCCUACAAACUACUAUGCGCGCAGCUUUGCGGGCCGUCUCGCGGCACACGGGAUGGAGCAGACGCCUGAAGCUUCCAACAGCGCGCCCGGCUUCUUCCCCACCCUCACACACUUCACAGGUGCUGUCGAUGCCUUCCCCAAAGAGGUCAUCAAGCACUUCUCCAUGUUCAAGGAGGUAGAAGCCAAGCUCCAUGACCCUGAACUUCUGCUGGAGGAGCUGCUCAACGAGAUCGCUCGGCAACCCGUCACCACGAACGCUCAGCAGCGCACAAUCGAACUGAACGUGGAUGACGCAGUACAGAACGCAAAUCAGCCUCCACCCAACUUCGACAGCCUCUCCCCAGAAGAGCAGGCCGUGAUCAGGAAGCGCCAACUUUUCCUACGCUUGCGUAUGCUCAUUCACAACAUCCUCCCUACGUUAGACGAGAAGCUCGUCGUGCUGCAAGGCGCGAAAGCUACUAAAGACAAAGGUCUUACGCGCAUGACGCACUCGUACUCGCAGCUUGAUACCGAAAUCAGCGAGGAGGCUCGUUACGGCAGUCUCACACACUGGGCAUACGCGGACAAGGAAGAAAAGAAGAAGGGUGCGCCGAAUCAUGAGCGGCAGAGGCGGGAAGUUGCUGCCGCAAACAAUCUGGCCGCAGCUGCCCAGCAUGUGCACGAUGUGGAUUCGAUCGCUGCGAAGAGCGAGGCUCGUCGCGAGGCGAUGCUAGCUAAGCGCAGCCGCCAGCAGCAGGCCGACUCAGAUUUCGAUGACAGGCCGGCGGCGAAGAAACCACAGAAGAGGAAAGCUCACGCACCUGAGACAUCAGCAGCAGAUCACCGUAACGUUGGGCUGGGCAUAUCGAACAACGCUGCUGGACAACAGAAGAGGAAGAAGACAGAGAAAGCUCUGGCAACAGCUGCACCAACGGCUGCACCCAUGGAACGAUCAAUGAGUGGUGCUUUGAAAGCUGCCGGCAACAACGCACGAGCUGGCUCCAGCCCUCGAGCAACUCCCAGCAUUGAGAACGGUGCUCCUGCCAAACGAAAGCCACGCGCAGCUCCCGUGCCAGCCCCGCGCAAGAACCAGCUGCCAACUUACUCUCCUCCACCCGCCUCCUCGCCGCUUGCCGCGAACUUCGCCAUCAACAAAGCUACUGCUGGCGCUGCAGAUCGUCCACUGUCUUCGAGAGUAAGGAAGAAUUCCACCGCAAACUCUGUUGCGUCCGCCAGUGUGCCUGAACCCACACCCGUCCGUCGACCGUCAACCUCACACUCUGUGCAGCAGGCCCUAAGCAGCAAUACAAUUACUGAGCUCGAACAAGCUGCGGGUAUUGUGCGCGACCAUGACUUUGUUAAGGGUGCAUCAACUCUACAAGAGACAACAGAAGGCCCCACGUCUUCGCUUCCAACUGCCCUCAAGCAGGAAGAUCAAGAACACAUACAAGAGGAACCGGAGAGCAUGGACAUCGACACACCAGCGGUAAUGUCAUCUGCGGCUAGAGCUGCUCGAGUCUCUAAGCCUGGCACGCCUAUUGUAGGAACAUUCCCUGAGAUCCCCAUGGCACGCAGUCGCAGCACUCGCAAUGUGCAGAACGGCAAUUCCAACUCGAAUGGCUCUUCGGAGAACAACAGCACAACAACGGGGACGGUAUCGAAACGAGGCAACAAGAAGAGCGGAGCAACCACAACAUCAGCAGCCGAUUCGCCCGCACUCAAACCCACACCGACCGCGAAAUCGAAUCCUCCUUCCUCCGCGGCUAGCUCCGUCGUCCCCGAACAAGAAUACCAAGAUGCAGAGACAGAUGAGGGCGAUGAUGAGCCGCGGUAUUGCUAUUGCAAUGAGGUGUCGUAUGGGCAGAUGGUUGCCUGUGACAACGACGCAUGCCCCCGCGAAUGGUUCCAUCUUCCCUGCGUGCAACUCGAGAAAGCGCCCGUUGGCAGAACCAAAUGGUUCUGCAGUGACGAGUGCCAGGAGCAGCACGUAAAGUCCAAGGCGAAGGGGAAACGUCCGGGUAGUAGUAGACAAUAGGAAUUCGGAAGGAGUUCAAGGCGUUCUGGGACGGGUCCACCGGCGAGUGGGUCUAGGCCAGGUCCGAAGGGAAAGGGCAAGGCUAAGCUAAAGGAUAUUUGGGUUGGAUGGAAUGCUCUUUGAAGCUCCCAAUCUGCUUUUUCUGGGAUUUGUGGGUUUUGCGGCGUUCAGGUCCGGGUUACUUCGACUCCACUCAUGAUUAUGACGCCUGGAACCGACUCCUUUGGAACAGGCAUGGGAAGGUAUUCGGUCUGGGGCGUUCGUUCGGCUUGACCUUUUGCAUCGACUCGCAGUUGGGCAUCUCCGCGCCUUUCUUGUGUAUACGGUUACAUGCACCGCCUUAUCUUUCAGGCAAUGGGUAGCAUUCGGUUUUUUGUCUGUCUUGUAUCUCUCAAUACCUACAAAGAGUACAUGCAUAGCGAUAGCAAAGCGUCACGGCCGCCAGCAUUCAAGACAUAGAUGCUCAGUAUAGUCAAUGAUCACGCGUCA
Molecule: messenger RNA, 2750 nt
Organism: Macroventuria anomochaeta
Lineage: Eukaryota; Fungi; Ascomycota; Dothideomycetes; Pleosporales; Didymellaceae
Exons: 2
Coding region: 192-2261 (689 amino acids)
Biological process (GO): regulation of DNA-templated transcription
Cellular component (GO): Rpd3L-Expanded complex; nucleus; Rpd3L complex
Source: RefSeq, a predicted model, not a curated record